This is a messenger RNA of Thunnus maccoyii (southern bluefin tuna), 10981 nucleotides long. RefSeq names its product potassium voltage-gated channel, subfamily H (eag-related), member 2b (gene kcnh2b). The transcript has 23 exons. NCBI's taxonomy places the organism in Eukaryota, Metazoa, Chordata, Actinopteri, Scombriformes, Scombridae. Gene Ontology annotation, molecular function: inward rectifier potassium channel activity. The coding region runs from base 768 to 4772 and encodes 1334 amino acids. The record is from RefSeq and is a predicted model, not a curated record. Gene Ontology annotation, cellular component: membrane. Gene Ontology annotation, biological process: potassium ion transmembrane transport; regulation of heart rate by cardiac conduction; membrane repolarization during action potential.
UUGAUGAGCAAAGGGUUAAAAGAGGCGCAGCUAGACGCCGGUGGAGCUGAAGUCAUCCGGCAGAGCGCACAGCGAGGAGGAGGAGAGAUACGGAGAACACCUCCAAAAACACCGAUCUAGGUCGAUUCAAGCCGCGGAUCUGCGCUCUGCUGUUUUCUUAGAAUAAUUAUUGUGUUCUUUUUCUCCACAAAACACACAGAUAUUGAGAGGCAAAGAGAAGAGGUGGAAUAAGAAACAAAUAAAAAAAAAAACACACAAAAAAAAAACAAACGCGCAGCUCAGCGCCCCAACUAUGGCUCCAACGACGCUCGUCGGAAAGCUCGCCCAGUCCGCCUCACAGGAGCGGGCUGUAGUGCAGGAUGAGAGGUCUGCUCUGCUCCACCGAGUGUGAGACCAGGAGGAAUUAUCAUCUGACUGGCCGCCCUCUCCUCGGGGGGGACAGAAACAGAGACCCUCGCAACCCUCAGCCUGGAAACUGGAGGCUGGAAGCGGCUCAGAUCUGCCGUGCGUACAGUGCGCCUCCUUUCCAGAACUCUCCUCUCCUCACUUUCUCCUGAGGACCCAUCAGAAGCCUCCCGUAUCUCAGAGCAACUUGGGAAAACUUUGGCCCCCGGAUUACUGCCACUGACCUGUCAGUGUUCAGUCUCCAUGCAGGGAGCGCAGUGAGCAUCGGGCGCUCUGCUGCGGAGACUGGAAACGCAGCCUCGGUGUCAUAUUGUUAAAAGUCCUGCAAAGUCUGUCAAAGUCCAGGGGCCACCGCAGCGAAGAUGCCGGUCCGGAGGGGCCAUGUGGCUCCGCAGAACACUUUCCUGGACACCAUCAUCAGGAAAUUCGACAGUCAAAGUCGCAAGUUUGUCAUUGCCAACGCAAGAGUGGAGAACUGCGCCAUUAUCUUCUGCAACGAUGGCUUCUGCCUCAUGUGCGGUUACUCGCGUGCUGAGAUCAUGCAGAAGCCGUGCACGUGCAACUUCCUGUAUGGACCUGACACCAAGCGGCUGGCCAUCGCUCAGAUGGCGCAGGCCCUGCUGGGGUCAGAGGAGAGGAAAGUGGAGAUCAACCUUUACCGCAAAGACGGUCAGUGCUUCCUGUGUAUGGUGGACGUGGUCCCAGUGAAGAACGAGGAUGGCGUGGUGAUCAUGUUCAUCCUCAACUUCGAGGUCAUGUCAGAGGACACAAUCAAAGACCGCAACCGGGAGCUCAACCACCGCCUGCCCACUUGGCUCGUCACCGGUCGUCCACGAGGCUUUAAGCUGCGUCUUCCCCUGCUGCGCUCCCUGUCCAACAGUAAAGUGUCUCUGGACGACGCGGAGGCCGGUCACAUCCCCACUGCCACACCACUGCCGCUGCACCCAGACCACCACAGUCACGAGUCCCUAGGCCUGGGAGAGUUCCUGCCCCUCCCAUCCAUACCACCAGACCACCAGGAGCAAAUCAGUAGAAACAGGUCAGCACUACAAGGCUGGCCAGAAGACCGCCAGGAAGACCAGCGCACUUUACUGGGCUCUGAGCCUCCUGUACACCCUCCUCCUUCUCCUCCUCCCCACGGAGCCCACCUGGUGGGUCCCCACACCCAGUCAUCGCCCUGCAUAGUGCCCCACCACCGCCUCAGCCUCAACCCAGACGGCUCGGCCUCCAAUUGCACGUUGUCGCAUAGCCGCUCGCGGGAGAGCUUCCACAGCAUGCGUCGCGCCUCCUCCGUGGACGAGAUCGAGGCCAUGAGGCCCGACUGGGACCGAAAGAACCGGAGAGCAAGCGUCCGGCCAGGCAGCAGCAGCACCGGUGCAGUAAACAGUAAGUCCAACAUACUGAACUCCACAUCAGACUCAGACCUCAUGCGGUACCGCACCAUCUCCAAAAUCCCUCAGAUCACUCUCAACUUUGUGGAUUUCAAACCGGACCCACUCAUCGCCCUGCCCUCCGGGGAGAUGGACAUCAUAGCUCCAUGCAAACUCAUCGACCGGACGCACAACGUCACAGAGAAAGUCACACAGGUGCUGUCUCUGGGUGCAGAUGUGUUGCCAGAGUACAAGCUCCAGGCUCCUCGCAUCCACAAGUGGACAGUGUUGCACUACAGCCCCUUCAAGGCAGUGUGGGACUGGCUCAUCCUGCUGCUGGUCAUCUACACCGCCAUCCUGACACCCUACUCAGCCGCCUUCCUCCUAAAUGACCAGGUGGGCUGGACUAAGGAAGAGGCAGGCAUGCAGAGUUGUGGUUACUGCUCUCCUCUCAACGUGGUGGACCUCAUCGUGGAUAUUAUGUUCAUUAUCGACAUCCUCAUCAACUUCAGGACAACAUAUGUGAACACUAACGAUGAGGUGGUGAGCCACCCAAUGCGUAUCGCCGUCCACUACUUCAAAGGCUGGUUCCUCAUUGACAUGGUGGCUGCCAUUCCCUUUGACCUGCUCAUCUACCGCAGCGGAGAGGAGACCACCACUCUGAUUGGUUUGCUGAAAACGGCUCGUCUCCUGCGAUUGGUCCGUGUAGCCAGAAAACUGGACCGCUACUCAGAGUACGGUGCAGCUGUGCUCUUCCUCCUCAUGUGCACCUUCGCCCUCAUCGCUCACUGGCUGGCCUGCAUCUGGUAUGCCAUCGGCAGCGUAGAGAGAAACGGUUCAAUCGGCUGGCUCCACACACUGGGGGACCAGUUGGGUAAACAUUACAAUGACUCCAUCCCAGGCUCAGGACCCUCCAUCAAAGACAAGUACGUCACGGCUCUGUACUUCACCUUCAGCAGUCUGACCAGUGUGGGAUUUGGAAACGUGUCUCCAAACACCAACUCUGAGAAGAUCUUCUCCAUCUGUGUCAUGCUCAUUGGAUCCCUGAUGUACGCCAGCAUCUUCGGGAACGUGUCGGCCAUCAUCCAGCGGCUGUACUCAGGGACGGCCCGCUACCACACUCAGAUGCUGCGAGUCAGGGAGUUCAUCCGCUUCCACCAGAUCCCCAACCCGCUCAGGCAGAGGCUGGAGGAGUAUUUCCAACACGCCUGGUCCUACACCAACGGCAUCGACAUGAACGCUGAUGAUUGGAAGACUUUGUCUCAGCAUGCAUGGUCCAACACCCUCAGAGAAAAUAAGAAUGAUGUGCUGAAAGGUUUCCCAGAGUGUCUCCAGGCGGAUAUCUGCCUCCAUCUGAACAGGACAUUGCUGCAGAACUGUAAGGCUUUUAAAGGCUCUACCAAGGGCUGCCUCAGGGCGUUGGCCAUGAAGUUCAAGACCACCCACGCACCCCCGGGUGACACGCUGGUCCACGCCGGGGAUGUUCUCACAGCCCUCUACUUCAUAUCCAGAGGAUCCAUAGAGAUACUGAGAGGAGACGUGGUGGUAGCCAUCCUGGGAAAGAAUGACAUCUUCGGUGAGCCUAUCAACCUUUAUUCCCGACCGGGUAAAUCCAAUGCUGAUGUGAGGGCUCUGACGUACUGUGACCUCCACAAAAUCUUCAGAGAAGAUGUUCUGGAGGUGCUGGACAUGUAUCCUGAGUUUGCAGACCACUUUUGGAACAACCUGGAAAUCACCUUCAACCUCCGAGAUACCAACAUGAUCCCAGGCUCUCCCAGCAGUGACGACUCCAAAUGUGGGGGAUUCAACAAAUUACGCAGACGCAAGUUAUCAUUCCGACGACGCACAGAAAAAGAUGAUGCAGACGCUGGUGAAAUUAAAAAGUCCCACAAGUCUGUGCGGCGAAGACAGAGGGAAGCAGCCAACAACCAAAAACAGGAGGAGGCAUCUAAGAGGCAGUGGGAGGCACAUCGAAGCUCAGUGUCUUCCCACUCCAGUGGUGAUGAGGGGGAGGAGUCAGUCGUGACUGGCCUCGCCCCUCCACCUGCAAUGCUGGAGAAUCCUCAGGCUCAGGCCACACCCAUGAACUUCAACGAUAACACUGAGGGUGAGGGAGACCCCAAGACUGGCAACACCUGCAACGCCCUGUCAGGUGCAUUCUCAGGUGUGUCUAACAUCUUUAGUUUCUGGGGGGAGAGUCGAGGGGGUGGUCAAUACCAGGAGGUUCCCAGCUGCAGCCUGGCCUCCCCACCACCCCUCAACACACCGCUGCACAGCCUGAGCCGCCAGCAACGCAACCAGCUGGACACACGUCUGGACCUGCUGCAGAAACAGCUCAACAGGUUGGAGAGUCGCAUGUCAACAGACAUCGGAGCGAUCAUGCAGCUGCUGCAGAGACAGAUGGCCCUGGUUCCCCCUGCUUACAGCGCAGUCUCAUCACCACCUCAGGCCUCACCUUAUCCUGGUCCAGGUCCAGGACCAGGACCAGGUCCAGGAGAGAGACUGGUGCAGCCUGCUACACCUCUGGAGACAGAUAUUCUGGCCUCCUUGUCAGAGAUCUUGGAUUCCCAGGACUUUGAGGAGUUCCCAGCCAAGUCUAUUGACUCUCUGCAGCCCCAGGAAUCACCACUGAUCAACACCACCCAGAGCCAGCUCGCCCCCUCUGGCCUGGACAGCCUGGGGCAGCAUCUGGAGCUGGAGCUUGGACUGGGAACAGGGGCUGCAGUCAUUUCAGGUCCAGCGGUAGGUUCAGGUUUAGGGUUAGAUUUAGGUAGUGGGGCAGCAGUGGGGUCACAGCCUGCGAUGGGGUCCAGCUUAGGAGCAGAGUUAGACUUUGGUUCAGGGGUGUGUAUGGGGGCUGGGGUUGAGCCAGCGGCUGCAGCUGGGGUAUCUUCCCUGGAUCCCGAAACCCAAAGGAGGCUGUCCCUCCAAGAACCACAGACACCUCUGGACUCACGGACACCACAGAGACACAGCUCUGACCCAGGGGGGAGCUAAGGAAGAGGUGAAGGGGGAGGAGAGUGGGAUGGAGGGAUACAGAGAGUGAAAGAGAGAGACGGUUUAUCCUCAAGUCCCUCCCAUUUCCACCGGUCCUCAUGGCACUUUGGAGGCACCUAUACUGUACCUACCACCUAGCUAUGUCUCACCAUCCAAAUUCAACCUCUGACCUCUCAAGUAAGGACACACUGCUCAGAAAGAGUGAAGCCAGGCGGGAGGGUCAAGGAAAGGAUUUAGACCUCUCUCCAUCUCUCUCCUCCACGAGUCCCCCCCUCUCCUCACACCUGGAGCUUUCUGAACUCCACAAUGGUACAACCUUUAACCAAAACCACAAACAGAGCGGAGACAAGCUCUGCCUCUUAAUGAUUACAGUCCGGGUCAACCCAGACCGAUCUGGUCUGGACCUCUCAGUCAUCCGCCGAGGGUGACGCCUCCACACACAAAUAAAUGACUGCUAUCCUGUAGAAGAAUCCCUUUACUGCUGUAUCCAGUGUUGGAUGACUAACGAGAACAAGCAAAGACAACAACGGACAGAAUAAUGACCAAACAAGUAGCCAUUUACGUCUUGCACUGAAACUCCUAUUGAUAUAAUGAUUAUUCUAUUCUAUAUGUCCGUGGCGCUUCCGAUAAACUCACAAACUGGUUGGUAAAUCGUAGUGUUAGCUGGCCUAACAGAAAACCUACUGUCCCAUUCUGUCAUUGGUUCCUUCCCCCUGAUGUCCUGCCCCAAGAGGCGGAGCUAAUGCUCCCCUCUUCCCAUGAGCACACUGGAUUGACUGGUUUGCACCUCAGGGGUGGGAACUGGAGGGUUAAAAGCCAUGAAUUUUCUUGACGAACAUAUCAGCUGCCCUACCAUAAACAUUGUAGAGAUUUGCUAGUGAGUGAAGAACAUAUGGCAUGCUUAGGCAGUGUCACAAACAGGUAAACUGGCAAACUUACAAGUUUACCAAGAGAAAAUUGCACCAAGAAAAAAAAAACCAACUAACUAAAUAUGUAAACAAGUAGGAAAUCCCAACUUACUAAUUUCAUGAGCUAUGAGUUAAAGUAGAGGAAAAGUCAUGUUUGAUCAUCAAACACUAUGAAGAGAUGAAGUCAGCAGUGAGUUCUAGUUUAUCACGGUUGAAUUUGCUACCUCAGAUUUCAUUGGUCCUUACUUUUUUUCACCUGAGCAAGCACCCAGAAUGCUUUUACUUUGUACAUACGAGUUUUGUCAUGUGAUACGUAAAUAUACAAGUUUGCCAGUUUACGACGACCAGCCGAAUGCGCCAUUAUUCUAUGUACAGUACAAUAUGCAAACACUGGCACGAAGAGACGAGUGAGUGCGCUUUAAUCUUACUAUGUGUGUGUGCUAAGUUCAGGUCCAAAGCUUUUUAUGUGUGCGCGUUUGUCCUCGUUUUUUGUUUUUCAGUCUGCAGAGCAUGGCGCAGUACGUUUGCUUCACACACUGUAGAGGGUCACUGGAUUCUAAUUUUAAGGGGCAAAUUAGUUUUCUUUGCCCCCAAAACUGAUUUUAGUGGCUAAACAGACAAAAGACAGAUUCUGUGUUUGCUUUAUGAGUCUAGAUGGCACAAAUAAAACCCUUUACAAUGUAAGUUUAAAUAUACUUAUGAGGUCAUCUAAGUCCAUCCAAGACUUCUCACUUCUACAGCAGUAGUGAACCCAAGAAGAAGAAAUGAUUCAGUAGCACUGUAGCUGUUUAAUUUCAUUUAGUUUUUCUAAUUGCUUCCCACAGAAAUACAUCCCAUCCUCGUCAUGCGCUGUUAGCAGGCCUCCGACACGCUAAGGUUCUGUGUGGGGGUAUGAUGAUGCUCACACACAGAUGGUGACCACAUUACCACUUUAUUAUUAAUAUAAACUAAGAAAUGCAGCAUAUGCACAGAUGUAUGCACCAACCGGUUUGUCAUUGAAGCUGACAGACCGCAGUUAAUUAAUUAAUUAAUUUCACAUCCAACCAGCUGUCACACUGCGCUGUCCAGGAUCAUGGCAGUUUAUAGCUUUGGGGGUCACAAUUCUAAAUAUGGUGAGACUUUACACUAGUUAUCACUCCUCAGGUUUCACUCGGCUCAGUGCAGAAAUAAUAUUUGUACUGUAAUGCUGCGUGAUACAGAUUGGCCUCAGACACAGUACCUGAUGAAUAACUUAUUAGAGGGAGCGAUGGCGAUGUGUUGAAGUGAUGAGGAAAUCUUUGGUCCAGUUCUCCACCUUUCAUCUACCUGCAUUAUAACGCACUGAUGGGAGGCAUCACAGCACUGCAGCAACUCACCACACACCAGAUUCAUUUAUCCUGAUAAGAAAACAGCAAAUUAUUACUGAAGGAUAUGAUUUCUUUUGUUUAUAAGUGAUCUUAAGUUUGCAUGAUUGUGAUGAGGGUUGGUUCAUUUUUAAUGAAAUAUCAUGAAAGCUUUUCCUUUUAUAGUAGCAAUUACUGUGUGUCAAAAACAUACAAAGAAACCCAGUAAGAGGUUUAACAGCUGGCAAGGUACAAAAGGAGGCAAUACAAUACAAUAUUAUGACAAAUUCAUAUUGAUAGAUCUUUAAAAAGUUGGCUAUGUUUACACAGGUGGUAGAUUUUUUUUCAGCAAUAGCUGGUAGUUGUAAAUUGAAAUGAAUCCUACCUUUUAGGUGACUGAAACACAACUGAACUGGCCUCCAACUCUAAAAUGUAUCCCUACACAUACACUUCACCUUUUCACCUACAUUAAAUACAAGAUACUGUAUUUAGAAUCUAUGAUUAUGUGAUGCUGCAGUGUCAUAACGUUCAAAUGACAGUAAUCUGGUGCAAGAUUGUGGAUUUUAGAAGGUGGUGAAGGAAAUGACAAAGGUGUAGUGGUGCCACUUUUAGACUCUUAGCUAUACCCCGUUGUAGGAAGGGAUGUAGAAAAUAAUAACAAGAGCAGGUGCAAUGAUACCCUCAUGAAAUGGAACUUCACUGAAAUAACUCUUUAUCACUUUAUAGUUUAAAAUCAUCAAGAUGAAGGGGACAAAAAACUAUAUCUGACAUCUCCAAAUCGUCUUCCCUGAUUCAAAGUUUCCCUUCCUGUUCCACACCAUGAAGAAGUGAGUCAUAGCAGAGGAGGGCAGGCCUGCUGAAGUGCAAUAGUCCUUGAAAGACAUGAGACUUGUAGCAGCUUAAUCACAUCUGUUAGUGUUUUAGCACUUUAUUUUUGAAACAGUGCAGAUGUUUAAUAAAGACUCAGGAAUGUGUCAUCGGUGUCAUAGGGUUCAUUUCGCUUCGUCUGAUAAAUCCAAACCAACAAAGAAAAGAGGAAAACAAGUCACAUCCUAAAACUUUCAUUCUGGUGGAUUUUCCCUUUAAUGCAGAAUUAUGAAGACUGUGUUUUGCUGCUUGCUGGUCUAAGCUAUUUUAUUUAUUUAUUUGGUUGUAGGAUUAUUUUUCUUGUCUUUGGAUUGUAUCUAAUAUGAUAUCAUGAACAGGUCAUUUGAUGGAGUAAGUGAAGGUUUUUUUUGUGUUAACAUGUCUCUUCCCAUGUUCUUUUGUUCAUACUGUAUUGAUGAAUCUGACACUCAUACAACCUCUCAAUAUUUAUUCAAUAUUUAUGGGUAUAAGUGCUUGCUGAGCAAUAACCAUUAUUAUUACUAUUAUCAAUAAUUCUAAACUGAUCAAUUCCAAAAUGCAGAGGAGUCACAUUCAAGACACAUUGUGCAUGUUGCCUAUUUAUCACACUUGUUGUCAGUGUCUCUGCCUGUGCAGUGAUUGGACCGUGUGGCUGCGUGUGAGCAGCCGGUGUCACACUUUGUAAAGCUGCACUUUAGUAUCGAACCAAAGCAAGUGAACGCUGUUACAAAUGAUCACUGGUGACAUUUUAAACUCACAUGUAAUUCUCUCUUGAGACAUUUAAAACAGAGUGUCGCCUGAACAUCUGACUUUAAAACGAAGGUGUAAAUGCAGUUGGCUUAUCUGUGAUUUUAAAUUUCAACCAGGGAUAUUUUUUAAGUGACUUGACAAGAAUUUUUUGGGGGGGGUGUGAUCAGGACGGUUGUGAAAACUUGAACCCAGAGAAUUAUUCUAAAAGGUGAGAGUUGCUGUGUAAAAAGUGAUUCUAGCAGAUGAAAGCUGACUGGACAUGUCACUGUGUUCAACAAUCUGUAGUUAAAAUGUGAGUGAAUACAUCACGGAUGUCCAAAGCUAUAAUGAUAAGCUGACACUGACCAGAUCUACUGAGUUCUUCUUACUACUGAACCCUUUCUGCUUGUUGUUGUUGUGUUUUAUUUGGUUUUGCUGACAUAGCCAUCACCCUCAGUUAGUUUUCACCAGCAGUCCCAGCUUCCCCUUCCACUCUGCAAUUUGUCCACAAACGAGGAAGAAUGGAGAACAGGUUACAGCUGUUUUGUGUGUCAGUCAAGUCCCGUUACAAAACACUCCUGACUGCAAAUAUCCAGUGAAUCUGGAGUUUCAUGGACUUCUUUACCAGUGAAUCUGUUUUUUUUCUUUUCUUUUUUUUUUUUUUUUACAGUGUAGUGCUGAGGUACUGAUUUGCAGAAGUGGGCUCUCCUCGCCAUCUCAUGUACUGUAGCGAGUGUUUUGUUAGUAUUCAAUAACAGUCACCUAGUGGCCUGAACUGUAUCUUUACAUUCAGAACUAUGACCUCAAAUCUAGAAUGUGGUUGUUGUCGACUCUUCUUCUUUGACCUUGUACGUGACGGUAGACCUUAGUGGAAUAUUCAAUGCUAGAGAAUACAUUUAUGUAAUGCAUACUGCAUAUUAUAACAGUAGAGGGUGCACUAUGAGAAAAAAAAAAGAAAAAAAAAAGAAUGGAUUUACAUCCAUGAGGGGAUGGGGAAUGGGUGUGUUUGUUGGGGGAGGGUAUUUAAGGAGGUUAGAGUGUUUUAUUCCCCUUUGCAUUUGAAUACACACACACACAAACUUACGCGCUUACAGUCACACCUGCGCACACACACACACCUAUACACACACACACACACACCUCGCUUAAUGGCUCUUCCAUAUUGCUGAGCUUUUUUCAGCUCUGUUCAACUUUCUAUGAGUUCUGACAGACUUGGGUCCUGUAUUUGUAGAUAUUUUGAGCACUUGGGGAGGGGGGGUUUGGUACCGUUUACACAACACUGGAUCUGCUCUGUCACUCCUUGCCUGUACAUACUAACUUCUACUACUUGUAAAGGAAUCAAACUCUUUGGCACUCGUAUAGCCAGCACUAUGCAGAAACUGAAAAAUUUCUUUGGCAUGCUUUGAAAUGCAGAAUACUAUAGAGGAAAAUAUACUAAAUAAAUAAAGUCUGCUCUAAUUUCUUAUGAAAAUAAUCACCUUAUUGAGAAAAAAAAAAAAAACGUGGACAAAGUCGUCCAUACGAUCAUGAGGAGGAGGAGGACGAUUAGGAUGAGGAUGAUGAAGCUACUUUUAAUAUUGUGCACAUUUUUACUUGCAUGCUGCACUGAGAAUCAUCCAGCAAUGAGAGGGUUUGAUGUGCAAAGCAGCUGAUUUUUGCUGUAUGCUUGCAAACUGUGUGUAGAGUGAAACACUGAAUUCUUCCUGGUUACGGGAGAGUCAUAUUUAUAUAUACAUAUAUAUACAUACUACUUCCAGGUCAUGGAAGAGAGGGAUACUGAAUAGCUGCAAAUAUAGUGAUCCUAGAUGAUACAAUAUUAUAUUGUAUAUUUGUAUCUUUGGUUGCAAACCACUUUAAUGGAGUGAUGCAUGUGUGGCAGUCCUGGGCAGAACUGUUAAGUGUUUCGCAAAUCUUUAGGAGCGCUUGAUUUACCUUACCUGUGCUCCUCUCAGGCUUGGGAAGUUAAAUCAAGUGCACCUAAAAUAUUACAAACCCUGCUUUGGCGCAGCUGAGAGGGGCUACACUCUUAAGAACGUCUAUUAUCAACACAUCUGAGUGCAGUUUGGGACCACACCUCUGUCGUGUGUCUUUUCAGUGCCUAAGGUGUUAAAAUCUGUUAACACGUUUUUUGCUGAAAAGUAGCGAUGUCCCGGAAAAACUCUCACAAAUGUUGUGAAAAUAGCAGAUCUUUUUUAAUAGUGUAAACUCUGUGGCGGUCCCUGGAAUUCUGACAGUCAUAGAAUUAUAAUACUGGGUUGGCUAAUGGAGUGCUUAGAAGUUCAUAAUACAUUAUUUAUAUCAAAUGUUGGUGCAGCUCCAGGUUCUGAUUGUGUGAUAGCAUUAUCAAUGGUUGAACUUUAUAAAAUUUCAAAAUAUUUCUUUCAAUAAACCUCUUUGAAAGCAA